Empidonax traillii (willow flycatcher) is the source of this 4252-nucleotide messenger RNA. RefSeq names its product calcium voltage-gated channel auxiliary subunit alpha2delta 1 (gene CACNA2D1). Lineage: Eukaryota; Metazoa; Chordata; Aves; Passeriformes; Tyrannidae. The record is from RefSeq and is a predicted model, not a curated record. Gene Ontology annotation, molecular function: voltage-gated calcium channel activity. Gene Ontology annotation, cellular component: L-type voltage-gated calcium channel complex. The annotation marks the transcript as partial. The transcript is spliced from 37 exons.
GAUAAAAUCAUGGGUAGAUAAGAUGCAAGAAGAUCUCGUAACACUGGCACGAACUGCAAGCGGAGUGGAAAAGCUUGCUGAGAUUUAUAAGAACAAAAAAGAGUUGUAUACUGUAGAAGCAAACAACCCUCGUCAGCUAGUGGAAAUUGCAGCCAGAGACAUUGAAAAACUUCUAAGUAACAGGUCUAAAGCCUUGGUGCGUCUUGCUAAGGAAGCAGAGAAGUACCAAGCAUCACAUCAGUGGAGGGACGAGUUUGGGAAUAAUGAUAUAAUCUAUUACAAUGCAAAAGAUGAUCAGAAUGAUCCUGAAAAGAAUGACACUGAAUCUGGCAGCCAGAGAAUCAGACCGGUAUUUGAAGAUGAUCCUGUUUUCCGACGGCAAACGUCUUACCAACAUGCAGCAGUCCACAUACCAACAGAUAUUUAUGAAGGCUCAACGAUAGUGCUAAAUGAACUCAACUGGACGGCAGCGUUGGACGAUGUGUUCAAGAGGAACAGAGAAGAAGACCCCACUUUACUAUGGCAGGUUUUUGGUAGUGCCACUGGCCUCGCAAGGUAUUAUCCAGCUUCCCCGUGGGUAGAUAAAAGCCGAACUCCUAACAAGAUAGAUCUGUAUGAUGUACGCAGAAGACCAUGGUAUAUCCAAGGAGCUGCAUCUCCCAAAGACAUGCUUAUUUUAGUUGAUGCGAGUGGGAGUGUCAGUGGAUUGACAUUGAAGCUGAUCCGCACCUCGGUCAUUGAGAUGUUAGAGACGUUGUCUGAUGACGACUUUGUGAAUGUAGUUUCAUUUAAUAAUAAUGCUCAGAACGUCAGUUGCUUUAAUCAUCUUGUCCAAGCUAAUGUGAGGAACAAGAAGAAAUUGAAAGAAGCUGUCUAUAAAAUUUCUGCUAAAGGAAUUACAGAUUACAAAAAAGGCUUUAGCUAUGCUUUUGAACAGCUGCUAAAUCACAGUGUCUCCAGAGCUAACUGCAAUAAGAUUAUUAUGUUGUUUACGGACGGUGGUGAAGAAAGAGCACAAGAAAUUUUUCAUAAAUAUAAUGAAGACAAAAAAGUACGUGUGUUCACAUUUUCUGUUGGUCAACAUAAUUAUGACAAGGGACCCAUACAGUGGAUGGCCUGUGAAAAUAAAGGUUAUUAUUAUGAAAUUCCUUCUAUUGGAGCCAUAAGAAUAAACACCCAGGAAUAUCUGGAUGUUUUGGGAAGACCAAUGGUUUUAGCUGGAGAGAAAGCCAAACAAGUCCAAUGGACAAAUGUCUAUCUGGAUGCUCUGGAGCUGGGCCUUGUGAUUACAGGAACUCUACCCGUCUUCAAUCUAACAAGGGAACAAAAUGGGAAAAUUAAUCAGCUGAUUCUUGGAGUAAUGGGGGUCGAUGUCUCUUUGGAGGACAUUAAAAAGCUGACACCUCGAUUUACGCUUUGUCCAAAUGGUUACUAUUUUGCCAUUGAUCCUAAUGGGUAUGUGCUCCUGCAUCCAAAUCUCCAACCAAAGAAUCCUAAAUCCCAGGAGCCUGUUACGCUGGAUUUUCUAGAUGCUGAAUUGGAAAAUGAUAUUAAAGUUGAGAUCCGGAAAAAAAUGAUAGAUGGAGAAAGUGGAGAAAAAACUUUUGAAACACUGGUCAAGUCCCAAGAUGAGAGGUAUAUUGAUAAAGGAAACAGAACAUAUACAUGGACUGCUGUGAAUGGCACUGAUUACAGCUUGGCAUUGGUGUUACCAUCAUACAGCUUUUAUUACAUUAAAGCCAAAAUAGAAGAACCAAUAACUCAAGCCAGAUUUUCAGAAACCCUGAAGCUUGAGCAUUUUGAUGAAACUGGCUAUACAUUUAUAGCGCCAAGAGAAUACUGUAAUGAUGUAAAAAAAUCAGAAAACAACACUGAAUUUCUAUUAAAUUUCAACGAAUUUAUUGACAGAAAUACUCCAAGCAGUUCAUCAUGUAAUACUGAUAUGGUCCUUAGAGUUUUGCUGGAUGCAGGAUUUACAAAUGAACUUGCCCAAAAUUAUUGGAGUAAACUGUCUCUUGAUGGAGUUGUUGCACAAUUUGUUGUUACAGAUGGUGGAAUUACUAGAGUAUUUCCCAAAAGGGCAGGAGAAGAUUGGUUGGAAAAUGCUGAAACUUAUGAAGUCAGCUUCUAUAAAAGGAGUUUAGAUAAUAACAACUAUAUUUUCACAGCUCCAUACUACAACAAAAGUGGUGCCAAUAGCUAUGAAUCAGGCAUUAUGGUAAGCAAAGCUGUGGAAAUAACAAUUGAUGGGAAGCUUCUGAAGCCAGCAGUUGUUGGAAUAAAAAUUGAUGCAACCAGCUGGAUGGAAAAUUUCACAAAAACCACAAUCAAGAGCCUGUGCAACAGUGAAAUCUGUGGCUGUGAGAAAAAUAGCAUGCAUGUGGACUGUGUUAUCCUUGACGAUGGUGGAUUUCUUUUGAUGUCAAAUCGAGAUGAAUAUACACAACAGAUUGGAAGAUUCUUUGGUGAAAUUGAUCCUGGCCUGAUGCGAAACCUGAUUAACGUGUCCCUGUAUGCCUUUAACAAGUCAUAUGACUAUCAGUCAGUCUGUGAUCCAGAAGAAGAACCAAAGCAAGGAGCUGGACUUCGUUCUGCUUAUGUGCCUACGAUAACAGAUAUUUUACAACUAGGAUGGUGGGCUUCAGCAGCUGCCUGGUCUAUCUUACAGCAGCUGUUUUUGAGCUUGACAUUUCCACGGUUCCUUGAAGCAGCUGAUAUGGAAGAUGAUGAUUUCGGUGCCGCUCUGCCUAAAACAAGCUGCAUCACUGAGCAAACUCAGUAUUUCUUUGAAAAUGAUGAUAAAUCCUUUAGUGGGAUUGUAGACUGUAUAAACUGCUCCAGACUUUAUCAUGCAGAGAAGAUUUCAAACACCAAUCUAGUAUUCAUUAUUAGUGACAGCCAACUGCUGUGCCGCUCCUGUGACCCCAAGCCACUGAUGCAAGCAGAGAAGCCGGAUGAAGGGCCAAAUCCUUGUGAAAUGGUCAAACAACCUAGAUACAGAAAGGGUCCCGAUGUCUGUUUUGAUGAAGCCAAACAGGAAGAUUCGGCUGACUGCGGUGGUGCCUCUGGUCUGAGUCCAUCACUGUGGUCUAUGGUAGGAAUUCAGUUGGUCCUGCUUUGGCUGUUAUCUGGCAGCAGACACUGCCAGUUAUGACCUUGCUAAACCAAAACCUGCAUAACUUAACCAAGACCCGGCCAAAACGAUAGCCUCAGUUUCAUUUUAGAAGGGGUCAGCUAUUCAGACAGCGGCAGAACAGCAGUGCUCGUGUCUGGUGAUCAGUCGUUGUGAGACUCAUAAAGGCGCCCACAGUGGCUGCAUGUUGGAGCGUCGGAUCCUUAAACGUGUGUGAAUGCUGCAUCAUCUAUACCAUCCGAAAAGAAUUCUGUAUGUGCUCCAUUGGGGAAAUCUAAUUUUUUUUUUUUUUGUUCGUUUGUUUGUUGUUGUAAUCUUGAUGACUUCAUGUAAAAGGGCUCCCCUAACAAUAGCUUAUGUAUAUGAUUUUAAUUUCUUUUAAGCUUUGGAUAUCUUGAAGAUUUAUAUUCUUUUACAUGAACAGUUAUUUAAAAGAAAAAAAAAAGAGAAAGAAAGGAAAAAAAAAAGAAAAUGUUCUCCCCAAUAUACAUUACUUGCACCUGCUUUUUUACUGGCUGCUUUGAACAUCAGUUUUGCCCAAACUAGUUGAGUAAAAUGAAAAUAUUGGCCAGUUUUCAUUAGAAGUUCAGCAUGAUUGAAAUGUUUCAUGAUGAGUGGUUUAUUCUUCCAAAAUGAAUCAUGCAGCCAGCUAAGUUUUGGUAGGUUGAUAAAUUGUAUGUAGGAAGGAAAGAAGGGAGGGACGAAGAAAGGAAGAGAAGGAGAAAACUACUGUGUUUUGAAAUACAAAGGUGCUGGAGAGUUUAACUAAAAAGUUAUUUUCAUCUUAAAUUUGGUGUCAUCUUCUGUCAGAAAAAAUAUUAAUUUCAAUGUAAUAUUCACCUCCUUUUCACAAUGCAGUUACAUAUAAAGCUAGUAGAAUCCUUCAAAGGCUGAAACAAAAAUGCUUGUGAAUAAAAAAUGUCUUUGUGAUAUUUGAACGUUGGUUUCCAAGGGUAUUUUGCAUGAUGAUGAUGCUAUGUUAUUGUUUUUCAGUUUGUUUUCUUUGAUGGUAGAGUAUAGUUCAUUGAAAAGGUAACUGAGUGAUUCUUUUAUUGUGUGAGAAACUGAACAUUGCAAUGUGUUGCAAUCAAAUCAUAUAAAAUUAUAUUAUGAAACAGA